AUGUCAAAUCGAACGGGGCAUUUCCCGGCCGAACUUGGCGAAGAUGAGAUCUCUGGGCUGAUGACAAUGGUCAAGGCCCGCUCCGUCAACCCGGUAGAUUACGACAGAAAGAUCAACUUCUGGCGAGGCGCCAUCGAGAAUUCGUGCGCUUCGUCCAAGGAUGCCGUGAUCAGCGUUGACGUCAUCAAGAAAAGGUUCCGGAGAGGCGACGUCGUGCCGGCUUGUAUAAACGCGGUGAUCGAGAAUAUGAUUAGCACUGGCGACAUCAUAUCGGUUGACGAAUGGAAGGAAAAGCACUCUUCGUGGUUGCAAUGGGGUGUCACCCGGCUCUGGAAGACGAGUGGUUGGUUGCUUGGCGCGAGCGAUGACAGCAACAAUGAUUACAUCAAUCUACCGGCUUUGCAGAAACAAGCCCAAGAAAUCGUGCAGCUGUACGAGCAGGAGUUCAAGGACGAGCUCGACUCGACCGGAGAGGUCGUCGCCUGGGCCGAGUUGUACGACCGCGCCGGGAGCAUUGUCGAGACCGAGGAAAACUUUGAAUUUGCGCUGCAACUUCUCGCCGACCGGGGCGAUAUCCUUGUCGGAAAUGCGAGGAACGGAGAGAAGGUUAUCAAAUUCAAGGACACCAGAGAAAAGGGCCCGUUCCGCUUCACCGAAACCGACGCCUCGGUGCACGACAUUAAAAUCGCGCUAAAUAAGCUGCAGAAGGAGAUCCACACCCUGGAGGCGAAGGUGAAAAAGCUCGAGCUCGACUCUCGCGCGGCCGUCCGCGCCAGCGACAAGCACAAGGCGUACAAGCUGCUCCAGCAGAAGCAGCGUGUCACCAAGGACCUCGGGGCAAAGGAUGUGCAGUACCAGAAGCUGCUCGCCAUGCUCAACCAGAUUGGCAGUGCAAGGCACAACAACGAGGUCCUGGCCGCGUUCAAGAUGGGCACCGACGCGUUCAAGGCGAAUUUGGCGCGCCAUGGGCUCUCGCCGGAGAAGAUCGACGCCACGAUGGACGAGGUGCACGAGGCGGCCGACGAGUUCCGGGAGAUCGAAGAAGCCAUCGGCCAGGGAUUCGCGCAGGCCGACGCCACCAACAGCGAGGAGCUGGAGCGCGAGCUCGAGGAGCUGAUGAAGACACAGGAGAAACCGAAGGCCCCCGCCCGCAAGGCCGAUCCCACGCUCGACCUCCCCGCCGUCCCGUCGGGCAGCCUGAAGCGGCCGGCCACCAGCGACAUGACGCUCGAAGAUCGACUCAAGAAGCUGCGCGAGAUGGCC
Messenger RNA from Mesorhabditis spiculigera, 1263 nucleotides. The record is from the annotation of a GenBank genome assembly. NCBI's taxonomy places the organism in Eukaryota, Metazoa, Nematoda, Chromadorea, Rhabditida, Rhabditidae.